UCUGCUGCAAAACACGCCCGGGGAACCGGGCACGACCCCGGGGUCCGCGGUGCCGUCGGCGGGGCGGAGGUGGCCCCGGCUUCCCCGCGUACCGCGGAUCCCCCUGGCCGGCUGCCCGCCGAGGGGGCGGCGGCCGCGGGGCUCUGCCAGCCGCAGGUGUGUCCUGCCCAAGGCGCGGCCCUCUCGCAGGUACUAAUCGCCGCCCUGCCCUGACCGCCUUCUGCAUUCGCCGCCCCGCUCCCCCGGAGCCAGCGGUGCUCGAGCGCGGCCGGGAUGUACGGGGGCCAGCAGCAGCUGCAGCCCCCCGCGCUGCCCCCGCACCUCUCGCAGCAGCACCAGCAGCAGCACCACUACUACCGGCGCCAGCAGCACUACAGCACGCUCCCCGCCCGCCGGCCCGCGUCCUGCCCGGAGCCGCUGCCCCGGCCCCUGCCCUGCCGGGAGCCGCCGCCCUGCCCGGAGCCCCCGCCGCAGCCGCCGCCGUGCCGGGAGCCGCCGCCCUGCCCCGAGCCGCCGCGGCCCCUGCCCUGCUUCGAGCCCGCGCCCCAGCAGCACCAGCAGCAGCAGCAGCAGGAGAGCGGCGUGGCGUACGACCGGGUGCGGACCUACGGCCCCGGCUGCCGGCGGGUGAGCACGUCCUGCUCCUCCCGGGCGGCCUCGCCGAUGGAGUGCUCGCACGGCUACCAGCAGAUCCUCUCCGGCUGUGACCCGCUGCAACAGGGCACUAUUCGAAGGAUUAUUAUCGAGAAUCCUGAUCAGGAGCCGUUAUCCCCAUUUCUUAGAGGGGGGAAUUUCUUUCCUGGAAAUAAUGUAAUCUAUGAAAAGACAAUAAGAAAAUAUGAGCUUUUAAAUCCACAGCAAGAGAAGCAGUACCAGUUUUCCCAGCAGUGCCAGGCUCCCCCGGACCAGUGCCACCCUGCCCAGCCCUGCCAGCAGCCCCCAGUCACACACCAGUGCCAGCACACGCAGACCAGCAGCCCCUGUGAAGUAUUUCCAGUCUCUGUGAGCGAUGACUGCGGGGGAAACACAGUGAGGAGGGUCACGGUUCAAACCUGCGAACCGGUGAAUUGCUCCCAGGACAACCACGACCAGCUGGACUGCCGCUACUUCGGUGAGCUCCUUGCUGAGCUGAACCGCAAGACCAGCGACCUGUACAGUUGUUUACUACAGCACGUGGAAAAGAUAGGAGGAAGGAACCACGACAUUGAAUUUUCAUCUCAGAAUGAAGAUAUUGAAGAUUUAAUUCCUAAAGGACUGUCUGAGGCAACAAAGCAGCAGAUUCGUUAUCUCCUCCAGAUGAGAGUGACAUCGGAUAAAUCUUUGAGACUUGUGCUUUCCACUUUCAAAAAUCUACGUGAAGAGCUCAGCCACUUGCAGGAUGACCUGGGGAAGUUAGAAACCGACAAUGUCUUACUGAAGAAGGAUUUGGCUUUUAAAGAUUCUCAAGUAAAAGAAUACGAAACCAUGUUGGCUUCUCUGAGAGAGAAUAAUCGCCAGCAGCAGGCGCUGCGGGACAGCACGGCGCGGUGCCGCUCGCUGGAGGAGCAGCUGCUCUCCCUGCGGCUCAGCGAGGGCGACAAGGAUUGUCAGCUCAAGGAGCUGGAGUACGGCAAGCGCGCCCUGGAGCAGGAGAUCCAGAGCCUCCGGCUGCAGGCCUGCUCUAGUCCAACGCUCCAGACCACCACAGAUGAGCUCUCCAGCCGUUACGUAGAGAUGAUCAAUAACUUGAGAGAGGACAAAGAUCGUGAGAUCCGCAGUCUCAGGUCUCAGUUAUCCCAAUUCCAUCAAGAUAUAUCACGGAGAGAAGGAAGUAACAGUGACUUGCAAAUAAGGUUGCAUGAACUGACAUCGACGCUGGAGGAGAAAGAUGCCGUUAUCAAACAGCAGCAAGAGGAACUCUUCAGAUUGAAGCAUGAGAAAUUAUCAGGCAAUCCAUCCCCUGGUGUAACAACUAUCAUCACUAAGAAGUACAGGAAUCAGUAUCCUAUUCUGGGUCUCCUGUCUGACGACUACAAGGCGACAUCACCUGUCAAUAAAUCACAGACUAUUGUAAUUGAGAGGACUGGAGAGAUAUGGAAACAGGAAUGAAAGAAGCCCCUAAGCCAGAGCUGCUCAAAGGUGAAUUCAAGUGCUUUACUUUCUGCUAUUCUGCAUCCGAAAAAGGUUCGGUCUGACAGUGAGAAAGGCUGGGGAAUGCACUAAGGACAUGGAAGCAUGAAGAUAUGGAAAACACGGUCUCAUCCCCACCAUAAAGAACUCGGUUACCUGUGUCCGUUAACAGCUGUGUACAAGUCUCCCCUGUACUUCUGCACCCUUAUGUUUCCCUCAGGAGAGCGCUGUGCCUUGCUUUUGUGUGGACUUGGGUUUCUUGACAUGACUGACUUCUGUUCUCCAGCCAGUCCCGAUGCAAUCUGAGACACAAAAGGAAUAAGCGUGAAACCUUUUCCUUUUUUUCCUAUUAGCCUCCUCUUCUGUCCUGUCUCCUCCCGCUGAGAAGUGAGCGGGAUACCAGUUGAAGUCCCAUACACAACGAGUGGCUGGUUCCGGCACAGACGGACUCACAUUGACACUUUAUCUACUGCUGCCUGUUGAAGAUGAAGCAAACCCCAGAAUCAACCUUCAUGGGGAACUUUAAAAAUACCUCACUGAAAAACGCUGACCUUGCAUCUGCCUGCGCAGGGGAACCUAAAACACACAGGAAAAUGUCUCAACUCACCCCAGCUACACAACUCAAACUUAGCUACCGAGUUGGCAAAUACCAGAGUUAUGUAUUUCAGUGCAACAACAGGGCAAAUGCUAAUUCUAAAUAUGCCACUGACCUCAGAGCUGAUGUAUUUUCAGCUGAAUCUUUAAUUCCCCAAACCAGCCAUAAGUAUUUCCUUCGCCUUGCUUAAAAAGUUCAAGAACUUGGUAUAUUUUUAUAUAGAAAAUCUUCCUAUGAGAAUAGCUCAUAGGCCAAACUUCAUUCUCAGACCAAGCUUCCAUUUACAAUUUUUGCUCCUUGCAGGACCACAGCAAUUCUCUCAAAAUGAUUUGGUAUGAAUAAUUAAGCAGUUGUCUCAGCAACACAGUGCAGAGAAUCGCGGGAAAUUUUGAACUAUGCAAUCAAAAGGUGCUAGCUCUUCAGCAUGGGGUUCUUGCUUUGCUUUAUUUCUUUAGACAUAUAUUUCUGUUCACAAAUAAUAUAUAUAUAUAUAUAUCUGUCUAUCUCAUGACAACAUUUAAUGGUGAAAGCAAGCUGUAGGCUAUGUGUAACUAUGAAAUAAACCCAAGAUAAACUUCUGA
This is a messenger RNA of Columba livia (rock pigeon), 3285 nucleotides long. RefSeq names its product POF1B actin binding protein (gene POF1B). Lineage: Eukaryota; Metazoa; Chordata; Aves; Columbiformes; Columbidae. The coding region runs from base 274 to 2088 and encodes 604 amino acids. Gene Ontology annotation, cellular component: actin filament; adherens junction; bicellular tight junction. The record is from RefSeq and is a predicted model, not a curated record. Gene Ontology annotation, biological process: bicellular tight junction assembly; actin filament organization; epithelial cell morphogenesis. The transcript has 15 exons. Gene Ontology annotation, molecular function: actin filament binding.